ACGCAUUGCUUCUCGAUUUUCACAUACUCUCACCACACAUUUGCCAUACAAACCGAUCAUGUCUACCGCACUAAUCUUCGGAGGGUCCGGCAAGGUAGCGAGACAUUUGACCACAAAAUUGAAAGCAUCCUCCUAUACCGUGUAUUCCGUCAUCCGAAAGGAAUCACAGAUGCCCGAACUUGAAGCACUGGGAGCCCGACCUAUAGUCCAAAGUAUCGAGGGCUCUAGUGUCGACGAACUCACUUCAACCAUCUCAAAGCACAAGCCCAACGUAGUCAUCUGGAGUGCAGGAGCUGGAGGAGGCAGUCCCGAACGUACCAGAGCUGUAGAUCAUGAAGGUGCUGUCAAGGUCUUUGAUGCUACCGCCGCCGCAGGGGUGAAGAGAUUCAUCAUCGUCAGUGCAAUAGAUAUCCGCGAUCGUGAAAACAAGCCAACGCCAGAGUGGUAUAACGACGAUGACCUUGCCGUCAGCAACAAGAUGUGGAACGCCAUUGGGGUCUACUGUGAAGCCAAACUGGCUGCUGAUCGCGAUCUUGUCUCCAAGAACCAUCUUCGUCAGCUCGAUUACACGAUCCUCCGGCCAGGCUCGCUAAACACAGAGAAAGGUUCUGGUAAGGUCGCAGCUGGCAAAGUCCAUUUGGGCCAGAGCAUUUCUCGGGAGGAUGUCGCAGAAUUAAUCGUGCGUGUUAUGGAGACCCCAUCUACCAUUGGUCUUGCAUUUGAUGUUGUCGGUGGCGAGACAUCUAUCCCUACCGCAGUAAAGCAGGUGAGCGACGAGAAGAUCGAUACCUUCGAAGGACACUAUUGAGCGAGGAUGCUUUGAUCGUUUGGUACGAAAGUAGCUGUAGAAAGGCAC
Molecule: messenger RNA, 856 nt
Organism: Aureobasidium subglaciale EXF-2481
Lineage: Eukaryota; Fungi; Ascomycota; Dothideomycetes; Dothideales; Saccotheciaceae
Exons: 4
Coding region: 59-808 (249 amino acids)
Source: RefSeq, a predicted model, not a curated record